AUCUCUAUAUGAAAAAAGUGUAUCUCACUUUUUUUUAGGAUUCGACUUUACGGAUUUAGCUACAAUCCAAACCACCACCAGCGCAAGUUCGAAUUCGAUUCGGUGGGAAAGACAGAACAAUUCUCUCUUCCCUGCUCCACGAGAAAUAACAAGCAGCAGGCAGAACGUUGAGGUGGAAGAGCUUCAACGUGAAGAAAGCUUACGAAUCCCAUGAAAGCAAUCAACACCAUGCUUACUAUAAUAACUAAAGCAAAAGCAAAUUCCCAGCAUCUAUCGCCACUUCAAAAAGCAAAAGACACCGGUCUCUCCACCCUCUCCCUCCAAUCCUCUCCCACUAAAGCAAAAGAAGAGUAAAGAAUCGAUCGACGUCGACAAACACGUACCAUGAGAUCAUGACGUCGCCGCCGACUGUUCGCAAGCUGGUCGUGGAGGUGAUCGACGCCCGCGAUCUCGUUCCUAAAGACGGGCAAGGCACCUCCAGCCCCUAUGUGGUGAUCGAGUUUGCCGGCCAGCGCAAGCGCACCCAUACCCGUGCUCGCGACCUCAAUCCUCAGUGGAACGAACGACAUGAAUUCAUUGUCUCCGACCCCUCUUCCAUGGAGCUCGAAGAGCUCAACGUCGAAGUCUACAACGACAAGCGCCUUGGCCCCGCCGCUUCAGCCGCACCUCGAAAGAACAAUUUCCUCGGCCGCGUCCGCAUCUACGGAUCCCAGUUCGCUCGCCGUGGUGAAGAGGGCCUUAUCUAUUUCCCUCUCGAGAAGCGCGGUCUUCUUAGCUGGAUUCACGGCGAGAUAGGCCUCAAAAUUUAUUACUUUGAUGAAGAGAAGAACCCCGACGAUGCAAAGAAGCCAGAAUCAGUAUCCCCUUUGCCGCCUUCCUCUGCUCCGGAGCCGCCGGAGAUUCCCGCUCCCACCGAGGCUGCCGUUGAGCCACAGUCGCCGCUCGCCAUUCCUGUCGCCAUCCCUGUCAUUAAUGCCGAGGAGAUUCCGCCCACGGCCGACCAGGCGCCGCCGCCUUCUGCACGAGAGGAUAUUCCUCUGAUGCCGGAUGUCAAGAAGGCCCAAAACUCUGUUAGCUUUGAUCGGGUCCGUAUGACCAGCAGACGGAACGGCACGUCAGAGUACGCCCAUUCCCCACGGGUAAUCACCGGCCAGUUCAUGUCAUCCUCAACGGACCCGUUGGUCCCUUCAGUCUACGACCUGGUCGAGCCAAUGCAGUACCUUUUCAUUAGAAUCGUCAGGGCCCGUGGCCUUCGUAAGUGCGAGAGUCCGUAUGUCAAAAUCCGGUCAGGUUCACAUUCCAUGCGGUCCAAAUCGGCACGAGAUGCAUCCUGUAACCCUGAAUGGAAUCAGGUUUUUGCUUUAAACCAAUCCAAACCAGACCCCACACUGGAGAUUUCAGUUUGGGACGGCAGUUCCGGUGAAGCAUUCCUCGGCGGUGUCUGCUUUGACCUCUCCGACGUUCCUGUACGAGAUCCCCCUGAUGGCCCGCUCGCCCCGCAGUGGUACCAUCUUGAGGGUGGCGAAGACCGCCACGUUACGGGUGAUAUAAUGUUAUCUGUUUGGCUCGGCACCCAAGCAGACGAUGCUUUCCCCGAGUCCUGCAACUCAGACGCACCUUACAUAACUUACACUCGCUCUAAAGUCUAUCAAUCGCCAAAGCUAUGGUACCUCCGCGCCUCGGUCAUUGAAGCUCAAGAUCUCCGUGUCCCUUCGCCAUCCCUCGGCUCCCCUGUAAAUCUCUAUGUGAAAAUCCAACUCGGCUUCCAAUCCGCCCGCACCAGACGUUCGAUCUCAAAUUGCAAUGCGUCUACCUUCUCCUGGCUUGAAGAUUUGAUGUUUGUUGUCUCGGAGCCGCUUGGUGACCAAUUAAUUGUUCUUGUUGAGGAUCGCUCUGCCAAAGAUCCCAUCUUGCUAGCCCACGCUGCCGUCCCAGUGGCCUCUCUAGAUCAGCGUUUUGACGAACGACAGCUGGUACCUCCGAAGUGGUUUAGUCUUGACAACAUUGGCAGUAACGGGCAAGAGCACGGACUUGGAGUAGCUUAUGGUGGGAGGAUACAAUUACGCCUUUGCUUGGAGGGAGGCUAUCAUGUACUGGACGAGGCAGCACACGUGUGCAGCGACUUCCGUCCAACGGCGAAGCAGUUGUGGAGACCAGUAGUGGGGUCGCUCGAGCUUGGGAUUCUCGGUGCGCGUGGGCUACAACCAAUGAAGACCAAAAGCAACGGAAAAGGCUCAACAGACGCUUAUUGCAUUGCCAAAUAUGGGAAGAAGUGGACGCGUACAAGGACCAUCACAGACAGCUUCGACCCACGGUGGAACGAGCAAUACACAUGGAAGGUGUACGACCCCUGCACUGUUCUUACCAUCGCCGUCUUUGACAAUUGGCGCAUGUUCGCCGAAGGCGGAGAAGACCGCCCAGACUACCGCAUUGGUAAAAUCCGCAUCCGCGUCUCCACAUUAGAAAGCAACCGCAUUUACACCCAAUCUUAUCCGCUUCUUGUGUUGCUCCGUUCGGGAUUAAAGAAAAUGGGAGAGAUUCGAAUAGCUGUUCGCUUUGCGAGCUCAGCACUACUACCUGACACCUGCGCUCUCUAUGCCACCCCCAUGUUGCCACGAAUGCACUAUCUGAGGCCAUUAGGAGUGGCACAACAGGAAGCACUACGUGGUGCGGCUAUUAGAAUAGUCGCGGCAUGGCUGGCGAGGGCAGAGCCGCCGCUUGGUCCAGAGGUUGUGCGCUACAUGCUCGACGCGGACUCACACUCUUGGAGCUUACGGCGGAGCAAGGCAAAUUGGUUUCGUAUCUUGGGGGUCAUCGCAUGGGUCGUUGGCUUGGCCCAAUGGCUUGACGACUUGCGCCGAUGGCGAAAUCCUAUGACUACUGUUUUAGUUCAUAUCUUGUACUUGGUGCUAGUGUGGUACCCGGAGCUAGCUGCCCCAACAGCGACUUUAUAUUUGUUCUUAAUCGGAGCAUGGUAUUAUCGCUUUAGGCCGAGAGGACCAACGGGAAUGGACGCGCGGUUGUCACAGGCUGAAGGCGCAGAAGUGGAUGAGCUAGAUGAAGAGUUUGAUGGUGUGCCGACUGGAAAGGCGGCGGAGGUAGUGAAGUUGAGGUAUGAUAGAUUAAGAACAUUGGCGGCGAGGGUGCAAUCGGUCAUGGGUGAUUUAGCGGCGCAGGGGGAGAGGGUACAAGCAUUGGUGAGUUGGAGGGAUCCAAGGGCCACUAGGGUUUUUAUUGUGAUGUGUUUGGUGAUGUCGCUUGUGCUUUAUAUGGUGCCACUGAAGAUGGUGAUGGUGGCAUUGGGGUUUUAUUUUUUGAGGCAUCCCAUGUUUAGAGAUCCUAUGCCGCCUGCAGCACUCAAUUUUUUUCGGCGGUUGCCGAGUCUAUCUGAUCGGUUGUUGUAGCCUUGUAGGAUGGAAGGAUGAUGGCUUGCAGGGAAAGUUGGGUGCCAAGAUGGUAAGAGCAUGUAUUAAAUAAUGUUUUUCAUUUGGCUUGUGGCAUCGCUUGAUUUUUG
Molecule: messenger RNA, 3514 nt
Organism: Phalaenopsis equestris
Lineage: Eukaryota; Viridiplantae; Streptophyta; Magnoliopsida; Asparagales; Orchidaceae
Product: protein QUIRKY
Exons: 1
Coding region: 393-3404 (1003 amino acids)
Source: RefSeq, a predicted model, not a curated record